This is a messenger RNA of Perkinsus marinus ATCC 50983, 2244 nucleotides long. Its product is annotated as Suppressor protein MPT5, putative. Gene Ontology annotation, biological process: post-transcriptional regulation of gene expression. Gene Ontology annotation, molecular function: mRNA binding. The record is from RefSeq and is a predicted model, not a curated record. Lineage: Eukaryota; Perkinsozoa; Perkinsida; Perkinsidae. Bases 1 to 2244 code for a protein of 747 amino acids. Gene Ontology annotation, cellular component: cytoplasm. The transcript is spliced from 18 exons.
AUGUCGCAUACUAUUGAUAUCCCCACUUCUAUUCGCGAGAUAUUUGCCGGCACUGAGCGUUCCGAUAGCAGCAGUGGCUCACCGAUGGAGACCGCUGUAGAGCAGUUCGGGCCGCCGCCAGGUCUACAGUCGCCUCCAUCAUCUAUGGCGACAGAUUUAUCCUGUCUACAGUCGUCUAUAUGGACGCCUAAGGCUAGCGAUGGUCCACUUCGAACUCCUGGAGCUGCAGGUUGCUUCACUCGGGCGAGUGAUGGCAGUCUACAGCAUGACAGUGACAGCACAGCUCCUCCUGGUAUCAUCAUGAGUGGUAUAUCCAGAGGUAGCAGUGUCCCUUGCGGUGCUCCGGUGUUCACUUCAUCAUCAUCAUCAUCAUCGGGCUCUACUGUGACAGCAUCUCCCAAUUCUGGUGUUGGUAGUAGUAUCAGCACCAACACUUCACCGAGUGACUGGCAUGCAAUUGACAGGUCUCUGCAAAGUGGAAGAGUCGUCCCGUGUCGCAGCCCAUCAGCGAGCGUCGUCGGUCAGGGGUUCUGGGCAACACCUGGUACGCCUCCUGCUGCUAGCUGGGGCGCCUCAGGUUGUGGACAUCCAAUGGCAGCAACAGCUUCCCCACCGGACGUACGGUCCCCGUUUUCGGAGUUCGAUGCAGUGUCGUCAUCUACUUCGCCUUAUGGCGAGUCCCAUGGCCGAUACCAUCCUCGCUCACAGGAUGAUGCGUAUUACUCUUUGCGGGGAGUGCUCUCGUCACCAGUGUCACCGGCGGCGGCGGCGGGUUCAUCAAACUUGCUGUAUGAUGAUGGACCGACAGGUCUCGACAGCUCUUGUAUGUUCCGUCACAUUGCGAGCAGUCCGGUGAUGUCGUCGAUGUCUCUACCCCUGGCGAGUAACACUUUUGAUCAAACAGUGGAAUACUCGACGCCUCCGCUUCACCUGAGUCGAGGUGGGCCGCAGAGCUCGAGCCCUACGAUGAUGCAAAAUGAUGGGACCUCAGGGACGCCUCGCGAUAUUUUUCCUGGAUCUUACCCUCAUCCAUCAUAUCAUUCGAGGCCCCCUGCUAGCAGUAGCAGUAGGAUGUACAAUCAAGUAUUUACCGACGAAGUGUCCACCCCGCGAGAGCAUCGUAAGGGCAGCGGCUCGAAUCCCUGGCUGUCGUUAUCUCUCCGGCAUGGCUCGUCCAACACGGGCUACACUGCUAGUGAUGCGGCAUCCCAAAGGACCUCGACAACGCCCUGCAGUAGGACGUUCGCCGCUGACGUUGGUGGUAAACUGAAGGGUAGUGCCAGCCAGCAUCACAAUACACCUAGUGUCGCGUUGGAGGAGAUACAGGACGAGAUUCUCGAGAUGGCUAUGGACCGUAGCGGGAGUCGUAUUCUGCAGAAGUUGAUCUCGGACACCUCGGCGGGUGCUGCAGAUGGAGGGACGCAUGAGGAGUUGGACGAGUUGAUUGACGCUAUCAUCCAUGAGAUAAAGCCGGUAUUAUCGCGUAUAAUGUGCGACACGUAUGCUAACUAUAUGUGUCAGCAACUGUUCCAAGUGUCUUCAGCGGGACAGAGAAUUGCUCUACUGCGCAAUGUGCUGGAAAACGUAGUUUACAUAUCGCAAGACCGCCGUGGAACACACUCUCUCCAGGCAUUGAUAGCUUGUAUGCAAACUCCUCAAGAGCAUGCCUUGUUGGCUGAAACCCUCCACGAUAACGUCAUCAGGAUGGCCUUAGAUGUCCAUGCUACUCACGUUUUACAACAAACCAUUAGCAAAUGCACACCUUGUGGUCCUGGCAAGGAGUAUAGUCACUUGCCUAUGGCUGAUUUUGGUUUUAUUUUCGACGAUAUUUACAGAAAUCUAGAGGCUCUCGCUGGUGAUCCAAAUGGCCUCGGUGUUGUGAAGAAGUGCAUUACUCAUGCACCAUGGUAUGAUGAUGGCUCGUAUGUAGAGAAGUACAAGUCAAAGAUGUUAAACAAGUUACAGUACUUUGUCGAGAACCCCUAUGCUAAUUAUGCAGUUCAGCACGCCUUGGAAAUAUGGGGACCUGAAGUUUGUACAGACAUUAUCAUCAAAAUCUCUGAAAGUAUCAUAGCGAUGGCGAUCCAUAAGUUCGCAUCCAAUGUUGUAGAGACGGCCCUCAAAGUCUCGCCCGACGAUAUGCGUAAGGAAGGAUGGUACGGUGUUUUCGUCAUGUCGACUGCACUUCGUUUGGCGCCUACUACGGAACUGUGUGAGCAGAUUUAUGAAGCGUUAGUAAAGUAA